Molecule: messenger RNA, 2117 nt
Organism: Argentina anserina (silverweed cinquefoil)
Lineage: Eukaryota; Viridiplantae; Streptophyta; Magnoliopsida; Rosales; Rosaceae
Product: serine/threonine protein phosphatase 2A 57 kDa regulatory subunit B' beta isoform
Exons: 2
Coding region: 360-1841 (493 amino acids)
Biological process (GO): signal transduction
Cellular component (GO): protein phosphatase type 2A complex
Molecular function (GO): protein phosphatase regulator activity
Source: RefSeq, a predicted model, not a curated record
UCUCACACGCAACACUCUCUCCCUCUCUCUCUCAUUGUAUUGAUCGCCGGAACCACCACCACCACCGCCCGAUCAAGCCGCCGGAAUUCCGGCGAUCCUCCUCAGAUGACUCUCCAUUCCGAUCCACUACCACCACUGUCCCUCCUCAAACACGGUACCCUUCCUCUCUUCCCCUUCUUCAAUUUCCAUCUUUGAUCAAACCAAAACAAAUUGAAACCCUUCACUUUCCCCCAAUUGAAUCCAACCCCAAUCUCAAUCUCACCUUUCCCCUAUUCCAUGCAUGCCACCAUUCGGAUCCCCAAUUCUCGAAUCUUCGAAUUUGAUCCCAAAUUCUAGGGUUAGGAAGAAGAAGAACAACAAUGUUCAAGAAAAUCAUCAAGGGAAAUAAAAAGACCCCCAAGUCUGAUUCUCAUGAUCCUUCCCCUUACGGCCCUCCCGGAGGCCGUAAUUCCGGGGCCGUCUCGGCAAACGUGGUUGUGAACCAUGCUUCCCGAGCCGGCCCCACCGCCUCCGGGGCCAACAACUCCGUAGUAGUUGUUGGGCUCAAUCCAGCCCUGCCCCCCUCGGGCUCCAUCGAGCCCCUCCCGUUAUUCAGGGACGUGCCGGUGUCCGAGAGGCAGACAUUGUUCCUCAGGAAAUUACAGGUCUGCUGUUUUCAUUUCGACUUUUCGGACACUCUCAAGUCCCCAAGGGAGAAGGAGAUUAAGCGGCAGACGUUGCUGGAGCUGGUUGAUUUUAUUCAAUCCGGUUCGGGGAAGAUCACCGAGACGUGCCAGGAGGAAAUGAUAAAGAUGGUUUCGGUGAAUAUAUUCCGGUGCCUGCCCCCGGCGUGCCACGAGAACACGGGGCAGGAGAAUGCCGACCCCGAGGAGGAGGAGCUGUAUUUGGAGCCGUCCUGGCCGCAUUUGCAGUUGGUUUACGAGCUCCUGCUUAGGUACAUUGUGUCGUCUGAUACUGAUACCAAGGUGGCAAAGAAGUACAUUGAUCACUCCUUUGUGUUGAAGCUACUAGACUUGUUUGAUUCCGAGGAUCCUCGCGAGAGGGAGUAUUUGAAGAACAUUCUUCACCGCAUUUAUGGGAAGUUUAUGGUGCACCGCCCCUUCAUUAGGAAGGCCAUUAAUAAUAUAUUCUAUCGGUUUAUAUAUGAGACGGAGAGGCACAGUGGGGUUGCUGAGCUGUUGGAGAUUCUUGGGAGUAUAAUUAAUGGGUUUGCGCUUCCGAUGAAAGAGGAGCAUAAGCUGUUUCUUGUUCGGGCACUUAUUCCGCUGCAUAAGCCUAAGCCGAUUGCAGUGUAUCACCAGCAGCUGUCCUAUUGCAUAACUCAGUUUGUUGAAAAGGAUUACAAGCUGGCCGAUACUGUUAUACGGGGUUUGUUGAAAUACUGGCCGGUGACCAACUGCCAGAAGGAAGUUCUUUUCCUUGGAGAACUUGAAGAAGUUCUGGAGGCAACACAAGCUGCAGAAUUUCAACGAUGCAUGGUUCCUCUUUUCAGGCAGAUUGCCCGCUGCCUCAACAGUUCUCAUUUCCAGGUUGCAGAACGAGCACUCUUCUUGUGGAACAAUGAGCACAUCGUGAGUUUAAUUGCUCAAAACCGGAAUGUUAUAUUGCCAAUUAUAUUUGAGGCAUUGGAGAACAAUAUUUCAACUCAUUGGAACCAAGCAGUUCAUGGGCUCACCGUCAAUGUUCGGAAAAUGUUUAUGGAAAUGGAUGCCGAGCUAUUUGAGGAGUGCCAAAGGCAGCAUGCAGAGAGAGAGGCAAGGACCAAGGAGGUGGAAGAACAGCGGGAAAUGACAUGGAAAAAACUGGCAGAUGCAGCCGGAGAGGAUAUGAUUACAGCCUAAAUGAUCAGCAAGGGUUUCCAUGUACCCGGCCGGCACUGGAAAGUAAAUGGAAGGAAGAUGACAACAAGUCUGCUCCACCUCUCAUUUUGGUGGUAUUCUUUUUUCUUUUUCUCCUUUUUGAUAUUUUUUCUUGCGUUUUAAUUUUUUGAUCUCGAUUCCAGUCGUUGAUGAUAGCAGAAGAAGCGGUGAUAAAUGUAAUUUAAGCUGUAUGGAAUUUGUUAGCAACAUGCUGCAGAUUAAGAAUGAUUUGUGAAAUAUAUUCUGUAUUCCCCUUCA